Messenger RNA from Acanthaster planci (crown-of-thorns starfish), 2771 nucleotides. RefSeq names its product tRNA endonuclease ANKZF1-like. The record is from RefSeq and is a predicted model, not a curated record. Gene Ontology annotation, biological process: ERAD pathway. Gene Ontology annotation, molecular function: protein binding. Lineage: Eukaryota; Metazoa; Echinodermata; Asteroidea; Valvatida; Acanthasteridae.
UACGUGUUAUUGUUAUAAGUAAUAUCAUGAUCAUAGUUAGGGCUACAUACGAUAUGUACCUAUCUUGCACAAUCAUACGGAUUUCCUUCUCGUUGCAUGCGAUGUGCCGAAGAGGAUAGGGUUGGUAGUGCUGCCAAAAAUUAAUCAGAUCAAGCCACACAGUCGGAUACAAUCGCAGCGAGUCUCUUGAUCACAUCAUAGAGCAAGGACACAUCACACGGAGUGCAAAAUGGCUGAUGCAAUUGUUGAACUGUCAGAGGGUGUGAUUUCAGCCAAUCCAGAUGAAACAAACAUGAGCUUCAAUGAUGAUACGAAGAAAGGGCAGGUCAUGACCUUUCACCUCUAUGACCCCAUCAUAUCAGCAUCUGUUCUGAAAGGGCUCAUGCUAUCGCCAUGCCAGCUGAACUCAGAAGUUGAUGACAUGGUGGAGCUGUCCAGUGACAGUCCAGUGAGAAGACCAGAGACUGAGGUUUAUACCAUCUCUACCAAAAAGACUUGUUUGCUGUGUAGCUGUCAUUUCACUUCAAGACAACAACAGAUAGAUCACUACAAACUGGAUUGGCACCGAUUCAACUUGAAGCAAAGGAUGAUGGGAGCUUCACCUGUGACUGAAGAACACUUUGAGAGUAUUUCAGGUGAUGUGUCUAGUAUAUCUGGGAGUGAUUCUUCUACCGAUGACAACGACAGCGCUAAUGACAGUGAUCGCAUGAAGUCUGGUUCCUGCACUUCUGACUCACCAGAACCACACCAUCAUGUCUUGGGUCGUAGGCAUCCCAAAGUGUUCUUUAGGAGUGGUGAGGGGCGGCUCGUGUCAGUGCAGCGAUGUGUUUUGCAUGGUAAAAAGGAUAUUCCGACCACGCAGCAAGAACUUAUUGCCAUGGCAACUCGGCUUCCGGUGAGAAUGAAAUGGCUGAUUCUCAUGAUUGGUGGCGGCCACUUUGCAGGUGCCAUCUUUGAUGGCAAGGAGGUUGUUGUUCACAAGACGUUCCACCGUUACACUGUCCGAGCAAAGCGCGGCACCGCCCAGGGUAUGAGAGAUUCACAACAAGGCGGGAACCAACCAAAAUCUGCAGGAGCCUCGUUGAGACGCUACAACGAAGCGGCCCUUGUCGAUGAUAUCCAUGCACUCCUCGCAAGCUGGGACGACCAGACCAAGGCCUGCCAUCGCAUCUUCAUGAGGGCGCCCAGCUACAACAAGAACGUAUUUUUUGGAGGGAAGAGCCCACCGCUGGAUCGGCAUGACCAGAGAAUUGUUACUAUCCCUUUUGCCACGCGGCGGCCGACCUAUAAGGAGAUCCAGCGGGUUCAUGAUUUGCUGUCAACCAUAGAGUGUUAUGGAGAUGCAAUCGAAGCAGAGAGGCGAAUCGUUGAUGCGCACUCGCCCAAGGCAAAACAGCCAAAGAACAGUGCAAAGACAAAACGGACUGGUGAAAAUACCGAGAAUUCUACAGCAGACAUGGAGAGCAACAAAGAGAAACCGUCAGCUGAUCCUGGUGAGAGCGAAGCUGAGAUUGACUUGGUGUUAGUGGAAGAAGAGAUAUCGACUCUGGAACUUCAGGAGUUUGAGACUAAUGUCAAGAAAUCUCAACGGCCAAAGAAGAAGAAAAAGCCAAAAAAGAAACUGGAAAACAGUGAGCAAGAUGAAUCCAACAAGCAGAUGGAUGUCCUAUGUGAAGCAUGCAGGACAGGUGAUUGGGACCAGCUAAAGUCUUUGAUGAUAGCACACGCAAAUGGAGAGGGUACCAAUACAGGAGUAUCAACAACAGAGGAGAAAAGUAAAUCUGGUGAUGAGGGCGCUGAUCAAAGUGAACACACGAUAAAGCAAGAUAUUCAUCCUCACGACCUUGGAAAUAAGACUUCAGAUGGUGAACCUGAAAAGAAAACUGUACUGAGAGAGGACGGGAACAAGGUUGCCUCCACUGGGAAGGAUGUUGUUUCUGGAGUACCUCACUUAAGCCUGGGAUCUGAGGACAAUGUGGGAGACAAAAGAGACCAAAGGAAACAUGGCCAGGGUGCACUGAUGGUGGACAGUGCAGGGUUGGCAGGGGCGGAGCAGGGCAUGCUGGGUAAUGGACAAAGCAUGAUGGGUAGCAGAGAGGAUAUGGCAGACAUAGUGAACCGUCCUGUCGAUGAGCUGGGCAACACCUUGUUGCAUGUGGCGGUUCAGGCAGAAAGGGCGGUGAUGGUGUGGAAGUUGAUGGAAAUUGGAGCCGAUCCUGCCAUUAAAAAUAGCAAACGUCAACUCCCUUAUGUCCUGUGCAAUGGCAAAGGUCUCAGGAAAGAAUUCCGCAGGUUUAUGGCAGCACACCCAGGGAAGUACGACUACGAGAGAGCUCAGGUACCAAGCCCGUUGACUUCCGACAGGGAGGAGAUGAGAGCCGCAAAAGCAGCCGAGAAGAAGAAAUUGCAGAAAAAGAACAAGAGGAUCCGAGAAAAGGAGCAAAAAGAGGAGCUGAAGAGACAAGAGGAGGAGAGGAAGAUGCGAGAAGCGGAGGAAGAAGAGAAGCGGAGGUUUGCGGCGCUGAGCGACCGGGAGAAGAGAGCUCUGGCGGCGGAGAGGCGAUUUCAGGCUCAGCUCACGGCUCAGGGGGCUAUGACAACGGACACGGUCAUCCUCAAUAACACUAAGCGUUGCUGGAUGUGUGGAGCCAGCCUUGUGGGCAAGGUUCCCUUUGAGUACCUGGACUACAAGUUUUGUACUAUUCAGUGCGUCAAGCAGCACAAACAGCAACAAAAGACACCAACUACGUGAUGAGAGACAACAUCAGCUA